AUGAGUCAAAUCCUCCUCGCCGGCCUGGCUGCGAGCAGCAGCCACAUGAUUGGCACCGCGCCUCGGCGGAGCCCGCUGCACGUAUGUGUGAUGAGCGACAGACUGCUUGCAAUCACGGCAUUGGUCAAGUCAGUGCACGCAUCAAAGAGGCUGGCAACCUCACUCGAAUACGUCAUCAUCACGACCAUCCCGGAGGCAUCUGUGCUCGACGCAAUGCCCAGACUGCCAGUGCGUGUUAUUGCCUUUGAUCAUGCGGUGAAGUCGCUGGUUGCUCGAGGCGUUGUCCCGGUGUGGCUUUGGCAGGAGUGGCAAGACUGGCUGGACUGGCUGCCGAGUGCACGCUGGCGGACCAACGCCUCCUUGCGACCCUUCCCGGCCAGUCGCGACCCAAAGCACGCCCACCCCCUCAACCUGCUCCGCCUCUACCUGGCAGAGCUGCCUGCGCUGCAACAGCUCGACAGGCUGCUGCUCCUUGACGACGACGUCCUCGUCCAGCACGACGUCGCAACGCUUUUCGACACGCCGCUCGCGACGGACACGCUUCUUCAGGCCUCCUGCUCCAUGUACCACCUGGCACGCCUCGGAGACCGCAGCUGGCUCAAUCUGACCUCGGCGACAUUGACCUACUCUGCCACGAGCUUUAUCGGCGCCAUUGGGCCGCAGGCCUACCCUGUAUGCCGCAGCGCGGACGCGAGCGGCCCGUGCGCGCCAGCUGCACUGGAACCGCUCCUGCUCUCCCUCGAGUCGGAGACCAACCGCGCAAGGCCCUCGUCGCUGCGAGAGCAGUUGGCGUGGAACUUUGGGGUAGCGUUGUUGCCGCUGGACCGCUGGCGCGCACAGGCGCUGGUACGGCGGGUCCAGCGCUGGCUCGAGGCCAACCUAAUACACCGCCUGUUCCCGCCAGACUCGCUGGCCAGCGGCCUCGGCAUCCCCUACCUGAUCUUUGCGGGCAGCGUCGGCUGCUGGAGAGAGGAGGUCGUGCUCGACGGGCUCGGGUUUGUAAGCUCAGACGAUCUCGAGUCGAGCGGAGUCCAAGACCUGGGCGUCUACAUCGCCCUACACUUUGCGGGACCGGACAAGCCGACCCUAGCAGGAUUGGAGCACGGCCAGACGGUGCAGAUGCUUGCAGCCAACCACCUCGAGCGCACGACCUCACGGCGCAGGCUGGGAGGCUACUUGGGAUACGGCUAUCACGUCUACGGUGGCUAUGAUCUCCUGGGUGGCGACGGCGGUUGUUACAAGGACCCGGGGCUGUGCGCGGAGACCACGCGCUGGGAGUGCAACCGGUGCGUCGUGGACUGCCAGUACCCGGGAAUCUGCUGGCCCGACCCGGCGGUCUGCGGCGCGGGCACCUAUUGGGACUGCUUUGAGAGAAAGUGUCGCGCGGCGGCGCCCUCGCACGGGCCGUUUUUGUUCUGCCCGACAUGCUAA
Molecule: messenger RNA, 1431 nt
Organism: Emiliania huxleyi CCMP1516
Lineage: Eukaryota; Haptophyta; Isochrysidales; Noelaerhabdaceae
Exons: 2
Coding region: 1-1431 (476 amino acids)
Molecular function (GO): polygalacturonate 4-alpha-galacturonosyltransferase activity
Source: RefSeq, a predicted model, not a curated record